CCUAUAUAAUACGCAAGCUAACAUGCCAAAAAAAGCACACAAAAUUAAUUUUCUCAGACAAAAAUAAAAAACAUAAACCCUAUAAAAAAUAUGGCCACGUUUAGGGCUAGCAACACCGAGAAGAGAAAUGGUAUUAUGGGGCUCAAAAUUGCAGCAAAGAAGCUACAAAAGAGGCUUUCAUUAGGGAAAAGAGGCUACGAUAUUGAUGAAUGUGAAGAAGUUAGUGUUCCUAAAGAUGUUAAAGAAGGUCAUUUUGCAGUUAUUGCUAUGGAUAUUAAUGAAGAACCCAAACGGUUUGUCCUUCCUUUAAGUUAUUUAAGUCAUCCUACUUUCUUGAGACUGUUGGAGCAAGCAGCAGAAGAAUAUGGCUUUGGUCAUGAAGGUGCACUUGCAAUUCCUUGCAGGCCAUGUGAAUUGGCGAAGAUUUUGGCUGAUGAUUCUAAUUGGGUUUUAUGAGGCUACAUUAUUUUUUCCAUAUAUGUUUCAGUUCAUUAAGUAGUUGUAAAUGACUAUGUGUUGUUCAUUUACAUAUAUUAGUUGAUGACCAUCCGGCUUUUUACAAAUAUGGUGUUUUGAAAAAAAGUAUUUAUGGAAAUGGUAUUCUCUCAAAAUUAUUUACAAUAAUAAUAUUUUGUUGACA
Messenger RNA from Jatropha curcas, 640 nucleotides. RefSeq names its product SAUR-like auxin-responsive protein family. Gene Ontology annotation, biological process: response to auxin. The record is from RefSeq and is a predicted model, not a curated record. Lineage: Eukaryota; Viridiplantae; Streptophyta; Magnoliopsida; Malpighiales; Euphorbiaceae.